CUUGUUUCGUGUGUUGUGUUAUCUUAAAAACUAAAUAUUUUGGGACCAGAAAAGUUUUACUUUCAAGACUGUGAGCGCGUGAUCGGCCGUGAAGUUAUGGCAUGAGUUGUUUCAUUGUUGCUCCAGCCAGCAAACAAGUGAAGACCCGGCAGAACCAAACCGCCUACCACUUUUUGCACCAUUCUUGCAAGUGUUGGAAACUCUGGAAAAAGCGAAGUUCAUAAUGACCCGCCUGAUUUUUGUCCUCGUUGUUCUUUCAAUAAGUAAAGGCAAUGCGUUGAAAUGCUAUCAGUGCGAUGACUUACUCUCGAAUGAGCCCGAUUGUGAUGACGUCAUCAAAGAAGGUGUACUAACGGAGUGCCCAAAAUCCACUGAAGGGGAUCCGUACUGCGAUUCUCUGGAUGGAACGGAAAAUGUGUCCGGUGCUUUGGAAAUUCAACGAAGCCUGCGCAGGAAGAGCUGCUCACACAUCGACAAACUCAAGCUGCAAGGUCGACAGUGUAUACCGUUCAAUCGGACAGAAGUGAAUGGGAUACUCGUCGGCACUGAGCAGAAACUGGAGACCUACGUCACAAAAGAUAAUGCAACUCUUUGUCUCUGCAAUGAUUAUAAUGGCUGCAAUGGCUCCGUGCGGCCGAUGGUGGCGCUGUGGUCGAUCGUUGCGUCACUGGUCGCCGCAGUGAAGUUUAUUAAUUAGGGGUUCACCCCACUGUAAAUACCUUUAUGCAUGAUCUCAAGUAGGGCGCCUUUACUUAUAGGUCAAAAGAAGGUUGAUCAUCUGGCCAAGUCUGUACGCCCUGCAUCCAAAUCUGUGCGUUGUGAUUGUUAGGCAUUUUUACCAGGGGCCAUGUCACACGAGACAAUUUACAGGCAACCAGUUACAGGCAAUCUCCAAGAAGAAAAGCCAUAUACAUUUCAUUGUUCGGGUACUUCUCUUGUUGAUAAUAAUAAGACAUUGUUUGAAAAUUUACUCAUGUGCUACCAAAGUGGUCCUGUAGCAUGCACUGCAGUUGGUUGCCUCCAAGUUGGCUGUAAAAGUUGCAUCGUAUGACUUGCAAGGUCCUAAGCAUACAGUGUAAGAUGCUAAAUACUCAAGAAUACACCAACAAUUCUUUGAAGUCUCACAGCUUUUUACACUAAAGAAACAACUAUUCAUUUACUCUUGAACAUUGAUCUACUGAUAAAUUUAGUAUGCAGCGUCCCUGGGCCCAUCAAGUUAUUCCACUCCAAGUCAAAACACCAGUGCAAGUGUAAUUUUUCCAAAUCCAAGCAUCAAUCUUGAAAACUGUCCGUAAAUUUUGCUUAGUGAAUAGGUGUACAACUUUUAGGGACCAAUAUCAUCCAACACACAUCAAGUUGGAAGUCAACAACCCCCAGGCGAUAAUAAUUGGGAAACUGUUUUACACUGAAUCCCUUUUUUUGGGGGGGGGGGUCUCUUAAAUCUGUCUUUUGAUUUUGAGGGCCUACACAAAAAAAUAUAAUGAUCUCGCACUCUGUUUUCUACUUAUUGAGUGGGGUGCACCUUUAGGACUUGACCAUACGCCAUUGAAGUUUGAUAAACUUCGUGUUAAAUUCUAUAUAAGAGGAUACAGAUUGUGUAUUGUGUACAUGUAUAAUGCUUUAAAGACACUGGACACCAUUGGUACUUGUCAACGACUAGUCUUCACAGUUAGU
Molecule: messenger RNA, 1674 nt
Organism: Asterias rubens (European starfish)
Lineage: Eukaryota; Metazoa; Echinodermata; Asteroidea; Forcipulatida; Asteriidae
Exons: 4
Coding region: 224-697 (157 amino acids)
Source: RefSeq, a predicted model, not a curated record